AAAAACAACAACCAGGAAUGACUUUACAAUCGCUCUGAUGGUCAUCUCUAUUGACAAGUCUUUGUCGUUUCUCGUCGUUUAAGUAUUGUUAUUCGGUGUUAUUUUUAGCUCGACCAUAGUUUCGUUUUAAGUUUUAUAGUAUCUAAGCAAAGAAAAUGGCGAACUUAACUAAAAGGAAACUGCACCACAUGAAUGUUAACGACUUAUCGUAUUCUGGUGGUGGGGAGUCUACAGAUGAGCUGAUUGAAAUUAAGCGUGAUUUGGAAGGAUGGAGAGAAGUGUUAUUGCCCUUGGAAAGCCUAUUGUUAUGGAAUCAGCCAUAUUGCCCAGCUGUAAUAGUUGGUGUAACAACAUUCCUUUUUUCGAUUGUUUGGUACACAGAAAUGUCAGCACUUACUACCUUAUCACUUGCUGGAAUCAUAAUUGGCAUAGUUGAUUUUGUUGUUCCAUUUAUGGGGCCAUCUAUUACUGGGAUAAAAAAUUGGACUGCAGCAGAAGAAGCUCAGUUUACAACUAUUUGUAUGACUUUAGUUUCCUUACGGCAGGAUGUGAUUGAUACAUGUCGGGGACUUUCAACAAUGAGACAACGAAAUGCUAAAACGUUCUUUUUUAUUGUUAUGGGUAUCUUGACAUCUACUGCAUUCAUUGGAAAUAUAAUUGACAAUCUGUUCCUACUAUAUCUUGUUGUGAAUUUUUGCUUGUUGCUACCAGGACUUCGGCAACACGAAGUGGCAUACAAGUACCUGCAACCAAUCAUAAGAGCAAUCAAUAUGUUAAAGGCAAAGCUAAUUGACAAAGAGAAAGAAUACUAAAAUCAUUUCUCUUUUAAGGUGUAUCCAAAAAGUGUGGUUUUUUAAAACUAGUUUUAGAAAAUGAUAAGCUUUUGAGUUUGGAAUUGAGUAAUUUAUGUUUUAUGCUUUAAAAUAAAUUCUUUUGGUAUUGUGUUGAUUUUAUUAAUAGACACCAUUGUUCUGUUUUUAAAAAAGUAAUUUACAGUAUACAUUUUUGUGUAAAUUCACGCCAAAUUAAUGCUCUGAGAAUGGUAGAUUUGAUUUAAAAAUAGGUGAAAUCUUUACUUUUUGUCAAUCAUUAUUUAGCUUGUAUACAAGUUUUAUUUUUCAUAAAACAAUCAUUCCAUUAUAAAAGUGUUGAACUUACUUAAAGUUAAAAUAAUUGCACUAUUGGUUGUAUAAAAUAGUAACAUCAAAUUUUAAUUAUUAUAGUAGAAAAUUAAGUAUAUUCAUUUUCAAAGUUACUUGUGAAAUAUAUUCUAAUUAAUGAAACUCACAAAACUCAAAUGAAUUUCAACUAGUUUAAAAUUUCAAACACUUUUACUCACAUUGUUUCUAGUUAAUCAAAUUAUAGUGAUUUUUCAAGUAUUCAUAUUGCUGCUUUUUGGUAAACUUUAAAAUAUAUAUAAAAUGUGUAGUAUUAGGUUAAGAACUUCAAUAUUUUCAAGAUAGCAAAUUAUGCUGCUUUUCCAAAUCUAGAACAUGUAUAUAUUUUGUAUUUUUGAUUACGUUUUGGUUUUUAUUUCUGUGUGUACAGUUCAUUACACACAGUUUUUGUUGCUAAUUUCUCACUAUUUUAAAAAUUCUAUAUACUAGGAUUGCAUUGUGAUUGUUAUUAGUAUUAGGUAGUUUGUUUGCAAACUGAGAUGGAACAAAGCAAGUAAAUUAUGGUUUCUGAAGCAAACUAUAUAAGUAGUUUUCACCUUUCUUAUAUGUUAAAUGCUACAUUAAUUUGUGCCUAAAUAGUUUUCUUUUUGACAACUUCUGUUAAUGUUGGAGUGCAUUAGAAAUGUUACUUUAUAGACAGUUUUCAAUCUUACAGAAUUUCACCAAAGUUUAUACACUGGACAGUAGAUUUAUCAACUGGAUGUAACUUUAAAUGGGCAGGAUUGUGGUGUUACAACAAUGGUUAUUUUUAUAAAUACUUUUGUUGAAAAUAUAAAAUUUGCCAAUUGAGUAACUUUUAUUACUUUUUUUCUAAGAACAUUAUCUGUUAUAAAAAACUAAAAUGUAUUUGUUUCUAACAAACUGUUACAUUAAAACCAAAAAUAUUUUAAUGUAUUUAAAAUCUCAUUGCAUACAGUGAAAUUUAUAAUGUAAAUAAAUAAAAAGGCUACUCAAUGCAUUUAACAAUGGACAAUUGCAGGCCUUAUGUGUAAAUAUGUUUCUAGUAUUAAACAAGCUUACUGGUUUGCAUUGUUUGAUUAUAUCACAUUGUUAUUUUUAGUAAAAAGUUAUAUAAAAAACUAUGUAAGCUUAAAUAUUUAAAUUAAGUUACUUGACUUUUUAUAUGAAUUUCUGCUUUAAAAGUCGACAAAUUAAAGGCUCAAGUUUAACUUUUUCUUUAAAAUAGAAAUAAACAUUCAAAAAGUACCAUAGGAUAUAUUUCUAAAACAAAACUUAGUUUUAUAUACGUAUAUUUAGGCAAAUUAAAAAAAAGUUAAGUUUUUAUAACUUGAAAUUAUUUUUCUUCAUUUUCAUGAAGGCUAGUUUAUUGUAGUAAAAUAUGCAUAAUGUAAUUAGACCUUAGCUAAUAACAAUAUAGUUGUUACAACUUCCUAUAAUAAAAUUGUCUAAUGCUUUGAUAAAUACACUUGUACUAUGUGUGUCUGUGAUCAUGUGGUGCUAUGCAUGUAAAAAGAAUUGUGUAUAUAUGUUUGUUUAAAACAUCAAUAAUAAAUAAUUACAUUUAGAAGCAUUUACAUUAAUAAAAAUGUGUUAACAGUUUCUAGCUGAUAAAUUUAAGGUCUAAAAAAUAAUUCCUAGUUUUGGAAUUUUUUUAAGUUUAUAAACUACAGUGUGAAUUUUAAUACUAUGUAUGGAAUGAGAUAGUAUUGUAACAAUGAUUAUAUAUUAUUAAAACUGUAAAUGUGUUUAUAAUGUUACAGUGUGUUUUGAGAGUAAGAAAAAUGUUACUACAAACACAAACUAUAAAAGGGCUACAGAACACUAGUCAUUCAAUAUCGAUCAAAUAGCUUAAUAUAUAUUUGUUUUCCUAACAAAAUAAGUUAAAAGCUAAAGGGUCAUACAUAAAUGACAUCACACACCUGGGGGGGGGGG
Molecule: messenger RNA, 3071 nt
Organism: Physella acuta
Lineage: Eukaryota; Metazoa; Mollusca; Gastropoda; Physidae
Product: ADP-ribosylation factor-like protein 6-interacting protein 1
Cellular component (GO): membrane
Source: RefSeq, a predicted model, not a curated record